GUGAAAUGGGUAGUAUGUAGUUCGAUUUGGGCCGAUCCAUUUAUCCCACCGUCGCAACCUCUCUCUCUCUCUCUCUCUCUCUCUCUCACAGACACACACAGUUUGAGAAUUCAAUUGGAUUUCUGCUGAUUCAAUUGAAUUUGAGCUAACUUCAAAUCCAUAGGCAGUAAUCACAAUUGAUGUCAAAGAAAAUGUCAGCAUUUCUGCAUCAGAGGCCACUCUACUCCCCAUCACCGGAAUCUUACGAUUUGUCCCCUAGAUCCCGCGAAGAUCACCAAAAAACCUCCGCCGCCGCCGCCUUCCUCAGCCGCGGCCCAGCAUUGGUCGUCCUCCUCCUCUCGCUGCUCAUAAUCGUCGGCGUAGUGUUUCCCUACGUACAGUCCCCCAGUCCCCUCGUUUUCUUCACUACCAGGAGCUCCGAUUCCAAGUGGCGGAGCUACACGCUCUCCGAUGCGGCCGCCUACGUGGCGAAGAACAACUCGCUGAUUGUCUGCGCCGUCAGCGAGGCGUAUUUGUCGUUCCUGAACAACUGGCUGAUCAGCAUCACGCGGCAGAAGCAUCACGAGAAAGUUUUGGUGAUUGCUGAGGAUUACGCUACGCUUUUCAAGGUGAAUGAGCGGUGGCCAGGGCACGCGGUGUUGGUGCCUCCGGCGUUGGAGGCGGCGGCUCCUCAUAAGUUUGGUUCUCAGGGCUUCUUCAAUUUUACAGCUAGAAGGCCCCAACAUCUCCUGCAAAUUUUGGAACUUGGCUAUAACGUUAUGUACAAUGAUGUUGAUAUGGUUUGGUUGGCAGAUCCAUUUCCAUAUCUUAAGGGCAAGCAUGAUGUGUACUUCAUGGAUGACAUGGCUUAUGUGAAACCUCUUAAUCAUUCUCAUGAUUUGCCGCCUCCAGGAAAAAAGGGUCGUACGUACAUCUGUAGCUGCUUGAUUUAUCUGCGCCCUACCGUUGGAGCAAAAUUACUUAUGAGGAAGUGGAUUGAAGAACUACAGGACCAGCCUUGGUCUAGGGCAAAGAAAGCCAAUGAUCAGCCUGCCUUUAAUUGGGCAUUGAAUAAAACUGCUGGGCAGGUGGAUGUUUACCUGCUGCCUCAAAAAGCGUUCCCCACCGGUGGUUUGUACUUCAAGAACAAGACAUGGGCGCGUGAAACCAAAGGGAUGCACGUAAUCAUUCACAACAACUACAUACUUGGUUUCGAGAAGAAGACCCAGCGAUUUCGCGACUAUGGUCUCUGGUUGGUCGAUGAACACGCUGGUGAGUCCCCACUCGGCAGGUUAUAGUCAAGUGAGCUUGUCUCAUGCUACACGUAGCACAUUUAGCAGAACCGAGCUCGCCUAUAUGAACGGCUUGAAUUCUGUCGUUGCGCAAUAGAGAAGCCGAGGAUCUGAAAGAUUGUGAGGCCAAAGCUCGCAGAUUGCUCCAAGAAGUUUUCCCCUUGUGCGUUGUUUGUGUGUGUUUUCAUCGGCAAUGCAUAGUGUAACCUUAGCUUUCUUGUUCAUUAACAAGAUGCAUUUUAUCAGAUAUACAAAGCAUUUAAAUUUUUAGCACAGAUGUAAGAUUCUUUCAAAUUCUGUCUGCAACAUUUUUGGGGAGAAAUAUCUGAAAUGUCACAAAUUAUUCAUUUA
Molecule: messenger RNA, 1622 nt
Organism: Salvia miltiorrhiza (redroot sage)
Lineage: Eukaryota; Viridiplantae; Streptophyta; Magnoliopsida; Lamiales; Lamiaceae
Product: UDP-D-xylose:L-fucose alpha-1,3-D-xylosyltransferase MGP4-like
Exons: 4
Coding region: 180-1277 (365 amino acids)
Cellular component (GO): Golgi apparatus
Molecular function (GO): glycosyltransferase activity
Source: RefSeq, a predicted model, not a curated record